Molecule: messenger RNA, 457 nt
Organism: Amphimedon queenslandica
Lineage: Eukaryota; Metazoa; Porifera; Demospongiae; Haplosclerida; Niphatidae
Exons: 6
Coding region: 42-440 (132 amino acids)
Source: RefSeq, a predicted model, not a curated record
UGUGUAGUGUUUCAGCAUAGUUUCAGCAAGAGCAGAUAACGAUGCUUCUGUGUUCUUUGAAUACUUUGACUGCCAUUCUCCUGUUGCUUUCUGUUAUCCAAGCCGUUAAGUCUGAGUGUAAUCCUAAAUCGGAGACAAAAGGAGAUUUAGCUUCAGUGUCACUAAUUAGCAGUUUGGAGGAUUAUGAAAAUGCAACAGAUGAAUGUGAAGAUGACCAAGGCUUAAUCGAUGAAGAUACCAACUUGAAUAGUAACAAUGAAAAUGGCCACUCUUCAUCAGAAUAUUCAUCUAAAGAUAAAAACAUGAUGGUAAUAGUUGCACUGUCAGUUGCAGGAUUCGUCGUCGUGUUAAUCAUGGUUAAUAUUAAGCUUUUCUUUGAAAUGAGGAAGAAGAUAAAGGCCAACCAACAAGAAAGUAGAGAUCAGAAUGUAGAUCGCUAGUAAAUCAGACAUCCCUG